AUGAUUGGUGGCUAUGUGCAAUCUAGUCAGUUUAGUAAGGCAAUUGAUAUGUUUCUAGAAAUGUGUAGUUGUGGGGUUUGGCCAAAUCUAGUCACUAUGUUGAGCAUAAUUCAAGUUUGCAUUAAAAGUGGGGAUUUCAAGCUUGGAAAAUGUGUUCAUGGGUGCAUAGUUAGACUGGGAAUGGGUAAUGAGGUACGGACCUCACUAAUUGAUAUGCAUAGUAAUAUGGGUGAAAUGCAAAGUGCCUGUUGGGUUUUCGAGACCAUGCAGACAAGAAAUUUGGUUUCAUGGAAUGUCAUGAUAUCGGGGUGUACUCACAAUGGUCUGGUGCAUGAGUCUUUUGUCUUCUUCCACAGAUUAGUCACAAGUGAUGGUAGGUUUGAUUCUGGGACUAUGGUGAGCCUUGUUCAGGGCUGUUCUCAAACAGCUGAUCUGGAAAGUGGAAAAAUCCUACAUUGUUGUGCUUUUCGGAGGGGUUUUGAUUUAAAUCCCAUUUUUUCCACUGCCAUUGUUGAUCUCUACUCUAAAUGUGGUGCAAUAAAGCAAGCACCUUUUGUCUUCGACAGAAUGGAAGAGAGGAACGUGAUUACAUGGACUGCUAUGCUGCUAGGAUUGGCACAAAAUGGGCAUGCAGAAGAAGCCUUGAAACGAUUCUGUCAGAUGCGAGAAGAGGGAAUUGCUGCAAAUUCAGUAACUCUUGUUAGUUUAGUCCAUUCUUGUUCCCAUUUAGGUUCUCUGAAGAAAGGAAGGAGUGUUCAUGGACUUGUCAAAGAGGGGAUCAAAUUAUUCCAUAGCAUGGAGAGAGACCCUGACAUUGUGCUGACCGAAAAACACUAUGCUGGCAGAUUUGAAGAAGCAGAGGCAUUGAUGGAGCAAAUGCCUUAUAAACCAGGAAAUUAUGUUCUUGAAGCAUUGCUAAAUGGAUGUCACGCUCACAAGAACAUUGAUCUGGGCAAGGAGAUGGGAUUCUACAACUCACAUCCAAAUUGGGCAGAGAUUCAUCAGCAUUUGGAGAUUUUAAGAGUAGCAGUUGAGGCUUCUGAUUAUGUACCUGAUACAAGUUGUGUUCUUCGUGACGUGGAUGAGCCUGCGAAGGUAAGGUUGCAAUGGGACCACAGUGAGAGAUUAGCCAUUGCAUUUGGACUUUUAAGCACACCAGCUGGGAGCUUGAUUAGGAUCACAAAGAAUCUGCGUGUAUGUGUUGAUUGUCACAAUGUGACUAAAUAUAUAUCCAAGAUUGUGAGGGGGAAACUUAUUGUGAGAGAUGCCAAUCGUUUCCAUCACUUUGUUGAUGGGAAAUGCUCCUGCAUGUAUAAGAACCAAUUGCAAGAGUUGGCUCAGAGAAGUUGCUUCAAUUUGCCAUCUUAUUCAUGCAUCCGAGAAGGUCCAGACCAUGCCCCUCGAUUCAAAUCAACAGUCAACUUCAAUGGAGAAACUUUUGAAAGUCCUACAUUUUGCUCUACUCUUAGACAGGCAGAACAUGCUGCAGCAGAAGUAGCAUUGAACACACUUGCAAAAAGAGGCCCUUCCAGAGCAUUGGCUGCAAGAGUAUUGGAUGAAACUGGAGUUUACAAGAACUUGCUUCAGGAAACUGCUCAUAGAGCUGGGUUGAACCUUCCUGUUUAUACGACUGUUCGAUCUGGACCAGGCCAUGUUCCUGUGUUCUCAUGUACAGUUGAGCUAGCAGGAAUGAGCUUUAUUGGGGAACCAUCUAGGACAAAGAAACAAGCUCAGAAAAAUGCUGCGAUGGCUGCUUGGACAGCCCUGAAAAGAUUGGCUGGACGUGGCUCGACUUCUUCAGCGGAGUCUAGAGGCAAUGAAGAACAGGAACAAGUAAUUAUUGCUCGUAUUCUUGGAAGUUUUCAGCCAUCAGAGUCUAAAAAUACUCAAAGUGAUCGCCGACAUGGACAGCAGACAUACAUUCCCAUCUACAACAAAUCUACCCUGCCAUCACCAAGCUUAUAUCCUAUGCAAUUCCAGAACUGGGCUUAUUCUAAUUAUUCCCCUGAAAUAGCAAUGUAUGAAUUGUGGCAGCAAGAGCAAUUAUUACAGCAACAAAAUUGCCUGCUGCCGCUUCCUGUUUCACUAGCUACUCCAUCUAUUCCUCAGAUGUUUCCAUUUAUGCAAUCUGUGCUCCACCCUGAUCACCGUCUAUACUUUCCAGCAAGGGGGCAACAGUCAACCUCUGCGGGACCUAGAAUUACAAUUGCUACAUCAGGCCCAUCAUUCUGCUUCUCAAACCAUUUAGUUCCUAACCCAAUCAGGGGCAAGUCCACAGUGACUAUUCAAGAGAUACAGGAAGAAAAGCCAGAAGAAUCACCCGAGUACUCUCCAUCUGUAGUGUCAGAUCCGUUUAGUCCUGGAAACAGCGGCACUGAACUAAGAAUCCAGGAACAAGUUCAGGAUGAGAAACAGAAGCUUGGUGAGUUAGGAAGCAAAGUUGGAAGCCUUCAGCUGGAAUGCAAUCCAACUGGGCAAUUUGGAUGGCCUCACCCUAGGAUGAUGGAUUCUAGUUUUAAGCCAGUUGACUUUGGAUUACAAAGGCCUCAUGGCUUUGACUCUUGUAGGCCCAAUUUGAGACCCCAAAAUCCUCCAGGAGUAAGUACUCCUACAAGCCUAAGACCACAAUUUGCUGCAGAUCCUGUAAUAAUGAGAACUGUAAGGCCUACUUCUUCAGUGGGGUCUAGACCACAAAAUUUCCCAAGCAGGAUUCCUGCUCCACCAAGAAUGAGAACUGGGAUUCCUUUGUCUUCAGCUGCACCCAUGCCUGAAAGAAAAGAACUGGGAGGACUACGACCUAGCUUCAUGGCACCAGCUGUUCGAAUUAGAUCAGUUGUACCGGUUUGUUCAGCUCCACCAGCAAGAAAAUUGCCAAGUUCCAGCCAGAGGAGAGAGUUACCAAACAUGGAGAAGAAAGAUACCAAUCAAGAAGACACGUCAAAAGCAAGUUGA
Messenger RNA from Prunus armeniaca (apricot), 2952 nucleotides. Lineage: Eukaryota; Viridiplantae; Streptophyta; Magnoliopsida; Rosales; Rosaceae. The record is from the annotation of a GenBank genome assembly.